Molecule: messenger RNA, 585 nt
Organism: Suillus fuscotomentosus
Lineage: Eukaryota; Fungi; Basidiomycota; Agaricomycetes; Boletales; Suillaceae
Exons: 5
Coding region: 1-585 (194 amino acids)
Source: RefSeq, a predicted model, not a curated record
AUGAACAUGUCUCGGGAGGAACUCUACAAAAAUGCUCGAAAAGCACAGUCCAAGGCAAAUGUAGCCAUUGCAGAGGUUAAAGCAACUCAUCAAAAAGCAACCAAGACUGCUGAAAGCCCUGCAAAACAGCCAAAGAUCACAACAUCAGAUGUGCAAGAGAAUAUCAAAAACAUUGAGCAUUAUGGUCAGAAAUUCCUUGUCACCCAUCUACUCUGGCUGCAUGGGAAUACAAAAAUGACCUUCGAAACAGAUAUCGAUGAUGGGUAUCAAGAUGCCAAAAUACGCACUUGGUGUGGCCCAACAAUUUUUAAUUGCACCGAAGCCAAUAUGAAAUCAGCAGAUUAUCGACAAGAACAUUUUGGUACCCAGAUAGGCUGGAUGAUGAAUGAUAGUGGUGAAUGGUAUUAUGAUACCUGGCAUGUAGCGCUGUUGCACAUCAGAUGGAAAGGUGAGCAGGACAUAAAUACUAUAUUCCUAAACCCGAAGCUUAUGAUGGGGCUAGAUCACACCACCCCGGGGAUGAUUGCAGCCAGCGCAAUCCUUGCACAAUGGGCUGCAUCCGUUGAUACCCUUUUGACUGACUGA